Molecule: messenger RNA, 2583 nt
Organism: Homarus americanus (American lobster)
Lineage: Eukaryota; Metazoa; Arthropoda; Malacostraca; Decapoda; Nephropidae
Product: calpain-5-like
Exons: 17
Coding region: 275-2299 (674 amino acids)
Biological process (GO): proteolysis
Cellular component (GO): cytoplasm
Molecular function (GO): calcium-dependent cysteine-type endopeptidase activity
Source: RefSeq, a predicted model, not a curated record
UGUUUUGUUUCUUUCAGGUUCUGUGGUGGUUGACGGAGAGAGAGGGAGCUGAGGCAAGGUUGAAACAAGGGAGCUGAGGCAAGGUUGAAACAAGGGGAGCUGAGGCAAGGUUGAAACAAGGUGUGCUGAGGCAAGGUUGAAACAAGGGAGCUGAGGCAAGGUUGAAACAAGGGGAGCUGAGGCAAGGUUGAAACAAGGGGAGCUGAGGCAAGGUUGAAACAAGGGAGCUGAGGCAGAAGCCUGAGUGUUGAAUAAGAUGAGAAGGUAACCAAGGAUGGGUCUCUUCAGCAACAUCACCGCCUUCCAUGGUCAGAGCUACUCCAAGCUGAAGAAGUCGUGUCUCAACAGAGGAGAGAAGUUCAGUGACCCAAAGUUCCCACCGCAUGACUCAUCGCUCUUCUUCUCCAAGCAGCCACCUGGUGUUAUCACCUGGAAACGACCCCAUGAGCUUGUUGAUAAGCCUCGUUUGUUUGUUGAGGGAGUGAACGCAAAUGAUGUCACCCAGGGCCAGCUUGGCAACUGUUGGUUUGUUGCAGCCUGUGCCACCCUCACUGGUGUCAAGGAACUGUGGCAUAGGGUUAUACCAGAUUACAAAGAUCAGGAGUAUGGAGAGCUUCACCCGGGCAUCUUCCACUUCCGCUUCUGGAGGUUCGGGGAGUGGCUGGAUGUUGUUAUUGACGACCUGCUGCCCACCAUCGAGGGCCAGUUGAUAUUUACACACUCUAGAGAGAAGGGGGAGUUCUGGUGUGCCUUGCUGGAGAAAGCGUACGCCAAGCUUCACGGCUCGUACGAAGCCUUAGAGGGCGGUAAUCUCAGCGAUGCUCUGGUGGACUUAACCUCAGGAGUGUCUGCUCACCUGGACCUCAGUGUGGGCGGCUACACCGACGACUUUGAGAAACGUAAACAACUGUUCAAGAGGAUGAGCAAAGAGAUGGACGAGCACGCUUUAAUGUGCUGCGCUAUUACGACUGGAGAAAACUUCCCUGAGCCUCACAGUCACGAGGAGGCAGAGAUGAGAACUAACGUGGGACUGAUCAAGGGACACGCUUAUGGCAUCACUGCUUGUAAGAAGAUCAACAUUGGCGACACUGGUCUCUUCUCCAUAUUCAAAGGUGCUCAGAAGGUGCGUAUGGUCCGGCUGAAGAACCCUUGGGGCGAACGUGAGUGGAACGGAGCCUUCAGUGAUGGGUUUUUCAGGAUGGAAAGUAAAGAGAGGAGUGGAUUUGUGUACACAACUUCGCAACUGACCAAAAUGUACUCCAGGUCCCCAGAAUGGUCUAAGGUGUCGGCCUCGGAACGGGAGAAGUUAGGACUGACAUUUGAAGAUGAUGGUGAAUUCUGGAUGACGUUUGAAGACUUCGUAGAGCACUUCACGGAUCUUUCCAUCUGCUUCCUCAUCAACACCAAAGUCCUGAGCUUCAAUAAGACCUGGCACGAGACGGUGUUCUAUGACGCUUGGACCAUUGGCGUCAGCGGACAUAACUCAGACAGAGCCGGUGGAUGUCUCAACCAUAAAAACACCUUUCUCCGCAACCCACAAUAUAGGUUCGACAUCAAGGAUGAAACAGAAGACGUCAUAUUCCAGUUGAUGCAGAAAGAUACACGUGACCGCAAACAAGAUGGUAUACAGAACCUCGUCAUAGGCUUCCACGUCAUGAAGGUGGAAGAGAACCGUAGGUAUCGUGUUCACCGCAUCCAUGAGAGUAUAGCCACGUCGGACUAUAUCCGCACGCGGGCUAUAUUCCUGCGAGAACAGCUGAAACAGGGACGCUAUGUCAUCAUUCCUACAACCUUCAAACCAGACGAAACGGGAGACUUUAUUUUUAGAAUGUUUACCUCCAAGGAUCCUGAUGCUAAAGAACUAAUGAAGGACCAGCCUAAGAUACCGUGGUACUCGUGCGUCAAGAAGCCUUCCAUCGUGACCACAAUCACCGUGAAGUGCGCCACUAACCUGGAGAAACAGUCUACGUUUGGAGGGGAAGCAGACGCCUACUGUAUCAUAAAGUGUGAGGGAGAGUCGGUCCGUACGCCCAUCGACAAGAAGACCGCUAACCCUAACUGGGACACUACGGCCAUAUUCUACCGUAACAAACCUGAGCAGCCAAUAGUAGUUGAGAUAUGGAACAGCAACAUGUUGAUGGACGGGUUUAUUGGCCGAGCAGAAGUCACCGCCCCGAUCAACCCCAACACUACCCAGAUAGAUCUUCCACUGUUUGGCCGCCGCAAGGAGAAAACAGUGGAGAAACCAGGCAAUAUUAUAGUGCAAGUCUACAGUGAUGAUGAUCUAACUAGCAUCUGAUAAUUGUUGAUAGAAAUAUGAGAGUUUACUGGGUGUGGGAGUUAUGUUUAACAUAUUGUGCAGUAAUGGACAGCAGGAAGCAUCUCCAUUAACAUUAUAUGUCAUUGAAUAAUAGGAAGGAUGUUAUUUUGUAUGAAUAUUCUUGAAUAAAUGUUUGUACCUGUAAUAGUAAGGGGAGAAAUAUGUAUAAUAAUCUGCCUCUUUUUUUUUAGUUAGGUUCAAUUACAGUAAUUUAUAAGUGCAUGUAAACCACAAAUGGGAAAUAAAAUCACAUUGGAGAUAAA